Schistosoma bovis is the source of this 1654-nucleotide messenger RNA. NCBI's taxonomy places the organism in Eukaryota, Metazoa, Platyhelminthes, Trematoda, Strigeidida, Schistosomatidae. The record is from the annotation of a GenBank genome assembly.
AAAUUACAUCAUGCGAAUAACCUAUGAAUUUAUUUUGUUAUAAUUUCAUAGGGUAUUUAUUAACGAACGAACGAACGAAAAUAAAAGUAAAGAACUCCAACAAUCAUUAAAUAAGUAACGAAUGAUUUUGUUUAAAGUUUUCAUUUUAUUGCUACCUUUCGUUGUUUACAGUGAAUCGAUUACAAGGAUUCAAUUACAUCCAUCUCUUCAUUUAAACUUAUCUUAUCCUGAAUGGAAUUUAUCAGUCAAACAAUUCAAAAAUAAAUGGUUCCAAAGACUGACAUCAUCAAAGAAUGGAAUAUAUACUGAAUAUUUAGAAAAUUACCAAAAUAUUGAAUAUUAUGGAGAAAUUUCUAUCGGGACUCCACCUCAAACAUUUUAUGUGAUAUUCGACACAGGAUCACCAUAUUUAUGGAUACCAUCUAAGAUGUGUGAUUCCAGUGAUUUAGCAUGUCAAGUACAUCAUAAGUAUGAUAGUUCGAAAUCUUCAACUUACAAACCGAAUGGUGAAUUAUUUUAUGUCCAAUACGGCACUGGAAUAGCAUCAGGAUUUUUAAGUUCAGAUUGUGUUCAUAUCGGUUCAUUGAAUAUUGUAAAUCAAACAUUUGGUGAAGUUACUCAUCAACCUGGUCAAGUAUUUAUAAAUUUUCAUUUUGAUGGAAUUAUGGGUAUGGGAUUUCAACAAAGAUCACAAAAUUCUAAUCCAACACCUAUAUUUUUGAAUAUGAUUGAACAGCGAUUAGUAGAUAAACCUGUAUUUGCAGUUUAUUUAAAUCUUAAUGAAGAGAAGACAACUAGUGGAGAAAUAAUGUUUGGUGGGAUUGAUGAUAGAUAUUAUACUGGUGAUUUAACUUAUUCAGACGUUGUAAGUGAAGAAUAUUGGAUGAUUAAAAUAGAUGGAAAACUAAUAUUAGAACACAAGAUUCAACGGCAAUCUCAAGUUUUUGUCAGUAAUCUCAUUUGUGGGACGUGGUGCAUACGACCUUGACUUUAUUCAACAUGGACAUACAUUUAAACAAUCCCAUUUUGACGAGAAGAAAAUUAAUUACAGAUACACUGAAAAAAAAUAUUUUGAAUUUUACUGUGAAUAAUUUAAAUAAUCAAACAAUUAGUUCUGUAUUCUACUACUUCUAAAUGGUAGUAUAUUUACGUUAGGGCAUGUGUUCCAUAAUAAUCUCACUAACAUCAUCCAAUCUCUUGUAUUAUAUUGAUGUUUUAUAUUUUCCAUUUGUCUGACAAAGUAUUGAUCUUAAUUUUCGAGUACUCGGUAGAUUUUUCUUAGGCUUAAAUAUAUGUCAUUAGAGAACAGACUAUAUAGCCAUGUGAUUAGAUGUUAAGUUGGCAAAAUAAUCAAUAAAAAUGACUUGAGAACACUAAUGCCAAAGUUCUAGUGUGACGCUAUUUCAUUCAUUAAGUUGAUUUAUAGAUCAUGAUACGAAUUUAAUAAGUUUGUUUCCUGUAAUCGUUUAUGGUUAACAAGUAAUCUAGCUUAGGAAAAAUAACAUCAAAACUAUCUUACUGAGUUAGAAAUCCUUAUUCUAUAGGUUCAUUGAAGCUUUUGAGUCAGGAGAAAUUUUACUGUAUGGUCACCAAUCACUGAACAACAUUCACCACUAUGUUGAGCAAUUCUCUUUCAGUCAGUCAGCUACAACGU